AUGUUUCACCGGUGCCGCGAUGCCCUCAAGUGUUAUGUCUACCUGGCCGACGUGUCUAUCCCUGACGGGGAAAACCAAACAGAAUGGACAUGGGAGGCGGCCUUCCGCAACAGCCUGUGGCUCACACGGGGCUGGACACUUCAAAAGCUUUUGGCGCCGGCAUCGGUGGAGUUCUUUUCGCGCGAAGAGCAACGACUGGGUAGCAGGAGCACCAUCGAACAGCAGAUCCACGAGAUCUCGUAUAUUCCAAUUGCGGCCUUCCGCGGCACUCCUUUAUCUCAAUUCAGUGUGGAUGAGCGCAUGCGGUGGGCAGCCAAACCGAACACCAAGAAGAAGGAGGACUAG
Fonsecaea erecta is the source of this 345-nucleotide messenger RNA. RefSeq lists its product as hypothetical. The transcript has a single exon. The coding region runs from base 1 to 345 and encodes 114 amino acids. The record is from RefSeq and is a predicted model, not a curated record. NCBI's taxonomy places the organism in Eukaryota, Fungi, Ascomycota, Eurotiomycetes, Chaetothyriales, Herpotrichiellaceae.